UUUGUAUAUCAUUGGAUCGAGUGAGUUCUGUCCUAUUUCUUGGAUCAUUCAAAACGUAUACGAAUAGAUUUUUCGUACUAUACUUUCUUUACAUGCUCAGUAUGCUUUUAAUUUUGUACGUACCAACACCACUGCUUCGUCGUUACACUGAUAGCCGAUGUGUUAUGGAUUUUUCAUUCCCCUGGAUUCAAACAACAGCAUUUCUUAAUUACAUUGUAUACUCCUGGGUUGUGUUCGAGUACUUUGUGCCAGUUUUAGUCAUGUUGAUCAGUCAUGCAUGGGUCAUACAUAUUAUUAAGAAAUCUCAAUCAUCUCGUCAUAGUAAUUCAUCACAAAAUUUGGAGUCCAGUUUGCAAAUUAAGCGUACAGUGAUUCAGUUGGUGAUUACAACAGCAAUAAUGUCAUGUCAACAAGCUAUAUUACACUCGUUUGAAUGCAUAAGUCAAAUAUUAAUCAUAUGUGAAGUUGUAGUUUACACUUAUGGUACUCCGAUUGAACAAAUGGGUACAAUACUUAUAUUAUUUGGAUGUUCUUCUAAUCCAUGUAUUCUUAUCUUCAGCACAAGUACACUGAGAAGAUAUUUAUUGUCACUAAUUAAAGGUAAAAGACAAAAAAUGUCCAGUAUUGAAACAUACGGGCAAACAGAAUAUAAUCAGCACUAAGAGUAUAUGAAUAUAUUAAUGUUAAUCAUCGUCUGAAUCGAUAAUACUUACCACAUUAAAAUGAGUGUUGUACAGUGAGUGAACUGGAUUUUCUGUUGUCCUAUUAUUAAAGAAAGUAUUUUUAUGAUGCCAAAACACAAUCUACUCAUCUAUAUAGUUUUAUUUUCUAAUAGCACUGUUUGUCUAUUGACUAUUGUGCCUGUCUGUAAUCUAAUUGACCUUAGUAGUAGUUGUUAUUCGAUAUACAUUUGCAUGUAUCUGAAUUAACUGUCAUAUUCGCG
Messenger RNA from Schistosoma intercalatum, 943 nucleotides. The record is from the annotation of a GenBank genome assembly. Lineage: Eukaryota; Metazoa; Platyhelminthes; Trematoda; Strigeidida; Schistosomatidae.